Molecule: messenger RNA, 1817 nt
Organism: Musa acuminata AAA Group (dessert banana)
Lineage: Eukaryota; Viridiplantae; Streptophyta; Magnoliopsida; Zingiberales; Musaceae
Product: phospholipase A1-Igamma1, chloroplastic
Exons: 1
Coding region: 77-1627 (516 amino acids)
Biological process (GO): lipid metabolic process
Molecular function (GO): glycerophospholipase activity
Source: RefSeq, a predicted model, not a curated record
CAACCCCCCUUCCAAGAAUGUUCAGUCCCACUGCUUCACAUUGACUAGCCACGCCCGACGCUCACCUCACCUUCUAAUGGCGAUCGCAUGCCGAAAGCUUCAGCUCCGCUUCCUCGGCCUCCCCCGAUCCCUCCCUUCUCUCGCUCGGCAACCUCUGCCGUGCCUUCUUCCUGCUCGAUCCUCGCCGAUCCCGGUGCUACGUGCGGUCCGCCGGACCGCAAAAGCACGUACCUUGUCGGCGGUCAAGGAUGAUCAGUCUCUGUCCUCGAUCAUCACCGAGCUCGAGCAGGAACAAGAAGAAGAUGAGACGGCGGCUGGGGAGGACGUUACCCGCCGUCUCCCUGAGCGGUGGAGUGAGAUCCACGGCCGCGACGACUGGGCAGGUCUGUUGGACCCCAUGGACCCGCUGCUGCGGUCGGAGCUCAUCCGCUACGGUGAGUUCGCGCAGGCCUGCUAUGACUCCUUCGACUACGACCCCUUCUCCCGCUACUGCGGCAGCUGCAAGUACAACCGCCGCAGGUUCUUCUCCAGCCUUGGGUUGGAAGGGAUUGGCUACGAGGUGACACGGUACCUGUACGCCACCUCCAACAUCAACCUCCCCAACUUCUUCACCAAGUCGCGGGCGGGCGCCAAGAUCUGGAGCCAGCGGGCCAACUGGAUGGGCUACGUCGCGGUGUCGGAUGACGAGACCACGGCCCGCCUCGGCCGCCGCGACAUCGUGGUGGCGUGGCGGGGGACGGUGACGAGGCUGGAGUGGAUCGCGGACCUGAUGGACUUCCUCCGGCCGGUGACCUCGGUGGGGAUCCCAUGCCCGGACCCGUCCGUCAAGGUCGAGUCCGGGUUUGCGGAGCUGUACACCGGCAAGGACCCGACGUGCCGUUUCUGCAAGUACUCGGCCCGGGAGCAGCUGCUGACGGAGGUGCGGAAGCUGGUGGAGCUCCACAGCAGGGCCGGGGAGGAGGUGAGCAUCUCGGUGACGGGGCACAGCCUGGGCAGCGCCCUCGCGAUGCUGAGCGCGUACGACAUCGCGGAGAUGGGGCUCAACGUGGGAGAGGGCGGCGAGAGGGUGGCCACCACGGUGUUCUCCUUCUCCGGGCCGAGGGUGGGGAACGGGCACUUCAAGGAGCGGUUCGAGGGGCUGGGAAUCAAGGCCAUCCGGGUGGUGAACGUGCACGACACGGUGCCGAAGGUGCCGGGCAUCCUGUUCAACGAGCGGGUGCCGGCGUUCCUGCGGAGGUUGGCGGAGGCGCUGCCGUGGAGCUACAGCCACAUCGGGGUGGAGCUGCCGCUGGACCACAGGCGCUCGCCAUUCCUCAAGGAGACGGUGGAUCCCUCCUGCUUCCACAACUUGGAAGCCCAUCUGCACCUACUCGACGGCUACCACGGCAAGGGUCACAGAUUUGUGCUGGCCAGCGGGAGAGACCCGGCGCUGGUGAACAAGGCGUGCGACUUCCUCAAGGAGCAUCACAUGGUGCCACCGUUCUGGCGGCAGGACGAGAACAAGGGGAUGUCCCGAGCUCACGACGGGCGGUGGGUGCAGACCGAUCGGCAAGAGGUCGACGACCACCCCGAGGACACGCAACAUCACGUUCAGCGUCUGGGUCUUGCGGACGAUCAUCAUCAUUAGCUUAGGCAAAAAAGCAAACACUUGGAGUCGGUCUGUUUGCUCUUCCUUUGUGGGGUCGCAGUUGCGUGCACAGGUUUCGGAUCUCCUCCGCAUUUGAGCUGCGACGAAUCCAUCCACUCAUCUAAAUUACGUAUCUAUUAAUCUCUGCAUUAUAAAGAAUAAAAAAGUUCUCUAAGCUUUUAUCAUAUAA